Molecule: messenger RNA, 1774 nt
Organism: Xiphophorus maculatus (southern platyfish)
Lineage: Eukaryota; Metazoa; Chordata; Actinopteri; Cyprinodontiformes; Poeciliidae
Product: cytochrome P450 2K4-like
Exons: 9
Biological process (GO): xenobiotic metabolic process
Cellular component (GO): intracellular membrane-bounded organelle; cytoplasm
Molecular function (GO): heme binding; oxidoreductase activity, acting on paired donors, with incorporation or reduction of molecular oxygen, reduced flavin or flavoprotein as one donor, and incorporation of one atom of oxygen; iron ion binding
Source: RefSeq, a predicted model, not a curated record
CAUAGCUGAAAAUUCAGACCAGGAGAUUGCAAGCAGCUGAGAACAUGGAGACUUUGAAGGAUUUUGGUUUCUUUCUUUUCUCCAGUCCUACCACUGUACUUGGAGUAGGUCUCCUUUUCAUAAUCCUUUAUUUGGUGACUGUUGGUUCCUCCAGAGAAACGGGUAAAGAGCCUCCAGGACCAAAGCCUCUGCCUCUGCUUGGCAACCUGCUGCAGCUUGAUCUCCAGAGACCCUACAAAACACUGUGUGAGCUUUCCAAGAAAUAUGGGUCUGUAUUUACAGUUUAUUUUGGACCAAAAAAAGUGGUUGUCCUAGCCGGGUACAGGACAGUCAGAGAGGCUCUGGUCAACUAUGCAGACGAAUUUGGAGAAAGAGGAAUCACACCUAUGUUUGUGGAUUUAACAAAACAUCGUGGAAUUCUGUUUUCAAAUGGCGAAACAUGGAAAGAGAUGCGUCGUUUUGCCCUCAGCACCCUGAAAGACUUUGGGAUGGGGAAGAGAGUUGCAGAGGAGAAAAUCUUAGAGGAGUGUGGACACCUCAUUCAAGUGUUUGAGAGUUAUAAAGGGAAACCAUUUAACACAUCCUGUCCAACAAAUAAUGCAACAUCCAAUGUCAUCUCCUCCAUCGUGUUUGGAAGCAGAUUUGAAUAUGAUGAUCCUCAAUUCAGAGGCUUGGUUAGUCGAAUCACUGAGAAUAUUAAGAUAUCUGGCUCGGCAGGAAUCCAGCUCUACAAUACAUUUCCUUGGCUGGUUGGAUAGGUAAAAAGCCGUCAAGUUAUGUUAAAAAAUGGUGAAACGACGAUGAGAGAAAUUAAGGAUUUAACCCAGAAACUGAAAGAGACACUCAACCCUCAGAUAUGCAGAGGACUGAUCGACUGUUUUCUGAUUCAAAAGCAGAAAGAUGAGGAUUCUUGUGUCAAAGACACUCAUUUCACUGAGGAUAACCUGUUAUAUACAGUGGCAAACCUGUUUGCUGCUGGAACCGACACCACAGCUGCAACACUGAGGUGGGGUUUGCUGCUCAUGGCAAAGUAUCCACAAAUUCAGGACCAGGUUCAGGAGGAGCUGACCAGGGUGGUUGGAAGCUGUGAGGUUCAUGUGGAAGACCGUAAAAAUCUGCCGUACACUGAUGCUGUCAUCCAUGAGAUACAGCGGCUCUGUAACAUUUCUCCUAUGGCUGUCCCACACAAAACCAGUCAAGAUGUUACCUUUCAUGGAUAUUUUAUCAAAAAGGGAACUACUGUGAUUCCCCUCCUUACAUCUGUUCUGUAUGAUGAGAGUGAAUGGGAGAGCCCUCACACCUUCAACCCUUCUCAUUUCUUGGACAAGGAGGGAAGAUUUAUCAAGAGAGAUGCCUUUCUACCAUUUUCUGCAGGUCGCAGGGUGUGUCUUGGUGAGAGUCUGGCAAGGAUGGAGAUUUUCCUCUUCUUCACCUCACUCCUUCAACGUUUUCGUUUCAUUCCUCCACCUGGAGUUUCUGAAGAUGAUCUGGAUCUGACUCCAGCGGUGGGAUUCACCAGCCCUCCUUCUCCUCAUGAGCUCUGUGCCAUCAGUCGGCAGUGAAGACUGAAGCACUGGAUUGUAGAUGAUUUUACUAUCAUAUGUUACUUUUGCAUAUCUUUACUCUUAAUUUGCUUUAAAUAUGCUUCUUUAAUUUGAACACUUUACUUAAAGAGUUGGAUAGUUUUUACUGUUUUAGUUACUGGCCUUAUCCCUGCAUCUUUCUACUGAGUUAAUUUCACUGACUUAUAUAGAUGAUAAAGAGAUUCAAUUUG